AUGGUCAAGGAGACGCUAGAAGGCCCCGAUCAAGCAACUUCGAAUAUAUGGGCGACCGAUCCACUGGAAGGGGAAGUCACGGACAAGGAAAAACCAGGAAAAGAAGGUAGUCGAGACGUGAUGGAGAAUGUCAGCUUGGAUCAACUACGGUCGGAGGGCCAAGAUCAAGGAAUAUCGCCGGCGGGUGGUGAUGGAUCAGAUCUGCCAACAAUGAUGAGUGUACAGCCUCGGACAGGACACACGACUCGUGAUCCAUUGGAGGAUGAGUGUACCGCGUCUAUAUCGCAGAAAACGGACAUGGAUCCAUCACCUGUUGUGGAAGAUCAACCAGACUUAUCGGAUCUGGAUCUCACCUGGGACUCAGACCAGGAUCAUGAUGAAUGUGUAUAUUAUCAUGAAGGAAGCGAUCUAUACGCCGAAGAUGUCGAUGGUCAGAUGGCGGUGUUGCCCGAAGUACCCGUGGUGACGGAAGAUGUGAGGAUCGAAGAUAUUCAACUAUGCGGAUCGGAUAAUCAAACUCCAGAAGUAAUCGAGCGACUCCGCCAAAAGAACUGGAAAUUCCGACACCUCUUGAUCGGGAAGGGAAAUGCCCUUCCGCCGGCAGCUAGAGGCGUGGUGUGCGAUAUCGACGUCGGGGGAGCGAGACCCAUCGCCCUCAAGUGCCGGAGAAGCUAG
This is a messenger RNA of Phytophthora megakarya, 675 nucleotides long. The record is from the annotation of a GenBank genome assembly. NCBI's taxonomy places the organism in Eukaryota, Oomycota, Peronosporomycetes, Peronosporales, Peronosporaceae.